CGGAGCCGGCGCCUGGACCCUCCCUGAUCUCUUUGGCGCUGGCAUUCAGGGUCGGGCCCACUGCGCUGUGCUGUGCCAACCGGGAGCUGUGGAUCGCCUGGGCUUGGUCGCGGGGUUCAAGUCCCUGAACCUAGGGCGCUGGACUGGCGGGUUUCAGUACUUCUCCCUAGUUUUAUUCAAGUUUUAUUCAUGUUCUGAGGAGGACAUGAGAAGGAACCAUGGAUCUCAUAGCCUUGGUGGAAGCCAUUAUGGAAGAAGUGGCCUGUCCCAUCUGCAUGAGCUUUCUGAAGGAGCCUGUGAGCAUUGAUUGUGGCCACACCUUCUGCCAUAGCUGUCUCUUUGGACUCUGGCAAGUCCCAGCAGAAUCUGAAAACUGGGAUUACACCUGUCCCCUUUGUCGAGCUCCUAUCCAGCUAAGAAACCUGCGUCCUAAUUGGCAGCUGGCCAGUGUUGCAGAAAAAGUUCGUUUGUUACAGCUUUGUCCAGGAAUGGAGCUGAAAGGCGAUGUGUGUGAGCUCCACAGGGAAGAGAUAAAAAUGUUCUGCAAAGAGGAUGGACUGAUUAUGUGUGAGGCCUGCAGCCAGUCCCCAGAGCAUGAAGCCCACAAUGUCCUGCCCAUGAAGGAUGUUGCCUGGGAGUACAAGUGGAAACUCCACAAGGCUCUGGAACAUCUGAAGAAAGAACAAGAGGAGGCCUGGAAGCUGGUAGUUAAUGAGAAGAAACGAACUGCCCUUUGGAAGAUACAGGUGGAAAUCCGAAAGCAAAGUAUCAUGCAGGAGUUUGAGAAGUAUCGUCAAUUACUAAAUAAUCAACAGCCACCGGGUCGGCAGCUAGAGGUGGAGGAAGCUGCAGCUCUGGCCAGUCUAGAACAGGAGAAAGGAGAGACUGUGCAUAAGCUGGAGUUGAAUCACGAGGAGCUCAGACAGCAGAGCCAGGUCUUAUGGAAGAUGGCUGCAGAGUUGGAAGAGAGGUAUCAGAGACCUGUCCGUUGGAUGCUGCAGGGUAUUCAGGAAGUCUUAAACAGGAGCAAGUCUUGGAGCCUGCAGCAGCCAGAACCAGUCUCCCUGGAACUGAAGACAGAUUGCCGUGUCCUGGGGCUGAGAGAGAUCCUGAAGACAUAUGCAGCUGAUGUGCGCCUGGAUCCAGAUACUGCUUACUUCCGACUGAUCGUGUCAGAGGACAGAAAAUGUGUGCACUAUGGAGACAUUCAACAGGAACUCCCUGACAAUCCUGAAAGAUUUUACCGCUAUAAUAUUGUCCUUGGCAGCCAGUGCAUCUCCUCAGGCCGGCACUACUGGGAGGUAGAGGUGGGAGAGAGGUCUGAAUGGGGUCUUGGAGUGUGUACAGAAAAUGUAGACCGGAAGGAGAUAGUCUAUUUAUCCCCCCAGUAUGGAUUCUGGGUGAUAAGGCUGAGGAAGGGAACUGAGUACCGGGCAGGCACUGAUAAUUACCUGCUUCUGUCCUUGCCAGUUCCUCCUCGCCGCGUGGGGGUCUUCCUAGAUUAUGAGGCCCAUGAUAUCUCCUUCUAUAAUGUGACUGACAAUGGCUCCCACAUUUUCACUUUCCCCCCUCAUCCCUUCCCUGGACGCCUCCUGCCCUAUUUUAGUCCUUGCUACAGCAUUUGUGCAAACAACACUGCUCCUCUAACCAUCUGCUCCCUGGAUGGUGAGGAUUAGUAGAGCCACUGUCUACCCUAGCACCCUUGGAAUUUGGCCUGGCCCACAGGGGUAUUGGAGGAUCCUGCCACUGAGAAGUGUCCCCUUGAACCAAGCCUAGAAUCCAAGGACUCCUCUGCCCAACCCUGUGGUCUCUUGGUACUGGGCCAAAGUUGAUCACUAAACCACUCAUGUGAAAGAGUGGAGUGUCAGUCAGAUGAUCACUGUGAUCCAUGAGGGAAAAGUAGCAUGGCCAGUGGUGAGGCUCAGCAGUGCUCAGAUACUUUGUUGGUGUAAGGAUCAGGACUUUGACGAUUCUGUAGCUCACAACCCUCUUGCCUGGUCUCUGUCAAAUGCCACAGUUAAGUCAGUGAGCAUGACACAGUGGUUCCAAUCUCAGGAAACCUUUUAAACAGGGUUUACCAUUGAGCCUAAAGAAUAAUGUCCCAUUGCCAUCCCCCUCCUGAGCAUGAGCUGAGCAAAUCAUUGUCCCUCAGAUUCUUAGCCCUGCCUUUUUCUCUAACUAGCAGUAUCAGAAAACCUAUGAGCCUUAGUGUUUUAUUUUCACUUUGUGGAUGAGAAAACUGAAAUGGCCUUGAAGCAAGUUAUUUCUUACAAAGCUAUAAAUAAUUUAUUUAAAAUAUUUUUUAGUUGUAGAUGGAAACACAGUAUUUUUAUUUAUUUUUAUGUGGUGUUGAGGAUUGAACCCAGUGCCUCACACAUGAGAAGCAAGCACUUUACCUCUGAGCUACAGCCCCAGCCCUACAAAUAAUUUUUAAAUCACUUUAAAAAUUAUAAAGUUAUUUUUCACAUUCAAAUGAAACAAGUGACAAACUCACUUCUAAGGUCACUUGUCAUCAUAUCAUUCACUACAUUUGGGUCUGAAAAUUCUCACAUGUUUGAGAAGUAUUAAGUGUCCUCAUUGGAAAAUGGGCAUAAUUUGGCUCAAAACAACUUAUUUGCCUACUCCAUAGGGUAGCUGUAAAGAUCCCAGAUCCCAGUCAUGCCAUUGUUCCUUUCUCAGGGAUAAAGGAAGGCAAACCAUGGAUUUGGCAUGUGGUGACCUUUUCACCUGCCUAUGGUGCAGUCAGCAUCUACAUAGCAGUGCCUUUGUUUCUGAGGACUUCUUGUGACACUCUGUAGCCAUUUAGACAGAAAGGUACUAUGUCUGUGUUUGUCUUUGGAAUGGAGUAUGGUCUUCGACCUCAGCUUACAAAAUAAAGAUAAUGAAAAGUAAAAGGAAACAAAACAAGAAAACAGGAAGGAAACCUCAUCUACCAGCGAGUUAGGCUAAAAUUUGGAUCUUUCGAUGUCAUCAAGGGAAUCUUCAUUCUUCUUUUUACUUCCAUUGUAUUCUUUCUUUUCUCUGAAUCUAUAGGGGAGGGAAAUGUGCAGAGAAAGAACAGGACUAGACACAAAAAGUGAGUUUGAGAUCAGAUAUUAUAAUGAAAGGGAAUUAAGACCACAUAUUGGUCUUAGACCUUAGAGAGAUUAUUGUUAGCCUUAGAGAGAAAGGUUGACUUUAGCGGGAAAGGUUGUACAAAAAUAGUUCAUUACAAGUCCUAAGAUUAUGAUGUGGAAGCAACUAUGGCUAGAAACAAAUUUCAAGGCAAGCCAAGUAUUUGAGAAUUAUUGGCCCUAUUGUGAGUGCUACAAUGUUUACAAAAUUGCAUGUUGUCUCUGUGAGGCAAUAUAACACAACCUCUGGCACAGUUUAUCCUUGCAUGAAAACCCUUAUCUAAAGGGUUAAUUUAGGAUUGGAGAGUAAAAUUGAUACUACAUUUGGUGUACACAGACACAUAGCUGCUUCCAGUUGGUCAUAAUAAGGAAUAAUAAAAAUCGCCUUUCUGUGUUAAUUGUAUUGGUUGUUUACAUAUGAAGAAGGUCAAACAGGCCACAGUAAAGAAAUAAACUCAUUCUACCACCAUGUGUCCAAGUUGCUUCUCAGGAAUUAGGGGAAAAAAGGGGUGAGGGGUGGAUAUUAAUAUCAGGAAAUGAUCUGGUAAGUCAAAGACCUGAUCCUGACAAAACGUUGAGCCGAGUUGCAUUAGAAGGAUCAUGUGUGUUUGUGUGAGGACUCCCUGGGAAAUAGAAUUGAGAAAUAGGUUCUUAGAAAGUGCUCCCAGUUAUAUCCAAGGACACUUAGCAAAAGAAGAUGGGGGCAAAUCAACGUUGCUUAGAAGGUACCUAGAAAUAAAAAGGACGAUUAGGUGAUAAAUUUAUUCAAACCUAGAGUAAAUUAAGGAAUGAAAUGACCUCAAGUGUAAUUUACUAUAUGGGGUUUGUUGGUUGUUUGCUACAAUUUAACAUUGAUUUGUAUGCAUUGGCUAUUUGUUAAAUGAAUUAAAUAACAUUGUUAUCUCACAUUGUCUAAUUUUUAAGACCAGACAAAAAGAUAAUUUUUUUCAUGCAUGAAAACCCUUCUCUAUAGGGUAUUUGCUUAUACUUCCUUUUUAAGUAUUCCAUAAAGAUGAGAACCUUAUUUGUUUGGUUUAGCAUUACAAAUCAGUCUAGUACUGUGUGUGUGUGUGUGUGUGUGUGUGUGUGUGUGUGUGUGUAUACACAUGCUUGCGCAUGCACCUGUGUUUACACAUGUGUGUGUUAAAUAUUUAAAUAUCUAAGUGAGAGAAUUUUUAUUCAAGUGCCUAAAAUUUAAUAAAAAAUAAGUUCUUCCUGCCUCAAAGAGGCAAUAAAAGCUAGAUAGUACUCCAAGGAACAGUAAAACUAGAUGAUAAUGAUACUUCUGUCCAAUACUAAUUUGAUGGAUAAUUUCUUUCAUUGUAAUUCUCAAAAGUGACUCCAACUGGAAAGAGACAAGUAGUUGUAAUGGGGGUAAAGUGCCUGCACUGCUCCCUGUUAUGCCUAGGUUGACACUUCCAGCUCAGUGUGAUCAAUCCCUAUAAUACAUGGCCUGCUUUUCCCAGCCUUGUUUUACUAAUAGACAGGGAUGCCAUACCUGAGCUUUGAGGAGACAGUUGUUAAAAUGUAAAAAUGUUUGAGUCCUACAAAAGGAGGAGACACGAGGACAAAUUCUUGGGUUUCAAACUCUCCACAAGAAAUGCAGUCUACCUUUUUUUCAAAUAAGAUUGAUGAUCUCUUAAAAUCCAAACAGUGUUUACUAUGGGUCCCAGACACUAGUUAAAUGGGGACACAUCACUUCAUGCAAUGGGACAAGGCAGUGUCUGCAUGUACUGUAAGAAGCACAGGAUAUUCUGUUUGGAGGUAGCCAGGGCAAGAAACCAGUACACUUUGAGAAGUACAUAGCUCAGAAAAUAUUUGAGUAGCCACAUGGGUCACCAUAAUUUCAGAGAAUGCCAACCCGAAUGAAACACAAAGCUGUUAGGGCAACCGUCCAGUUGGAAAUGCUGGUAGAAAUUUCUGUUUUACUUGCAAGUGGGACUGGAACUUUGUUGCUUUACAUCAUAUCAUUUAAUCCAUCACAUAUUCUUUGAUCUAAUAAAUAUAUUCAAUUCUUCAGGUUGCUUAUGCAGAAAGAAUAGUAUGACUUUCAAAAUGAAAAUCUUAACUAUGGAAUAAAUUUAUAAUCUUGUUUCAUUCUUGUUUAUGGGUUGCAAGAAAAGAGUUUCUUUUCAUUGCUCUUUGGUACAUCAUUAUAAGAUUUUUAAGAGGCUGGCUUCUACUCUGUUGGUAUUAAUAAAUAGAAAACAUCCUUGGUAGGUAAACAAGUCAAAUAUUAAUAAAUGGAUGCUAAUUAAGCAGCAGAUCUAUUUGAAUAGAGUGAACAUAUUAGUACCAGUUUAUAGGACUACAGUUGUAAUAUGACCUAGAACUGCCUCUUAAAAGUGUGGAAAUAUAAAUGUUCUGGGUGCAUUUUUAAGUACAUGUAUUGUGUCAAAUGUUGUGUUAUGUGCUCUCUAUUUACAAUUUCACUGAACUUUAAGUACCAUCUAUAAGUUAUCUUUGUUUCCACCAUCACUAGAAAAAAAAGUUAAGAUUGAUGAUAGAACCUCUUGCUUUCAACACAGUUUCUUCUUGCACUUUGAAUUUUGAUGUUACCAGAAAUUAUUUUUAUUAAUAUUUUCAAAUGCACUACAAUUGAAUAUAUGAGUCUUUUGCAUGUGAGGUCUUUUUCCCCCUAAAAUAUAUAGAUUACUCAGUUUAACAUAUUCUUAAAGAGCAAAUUAAAAAUAGAAAUAUAUGUGGAUCCAGGGACCCAGAAAAAGAAAAGUGCCAUUUCUUUAUAUUCUUAUAUGCUAACCUUUUUAUCUAAGCACAUACACCUAAGUGGUGCCAUGAGAAGUACCUCUGUUAUAUUUGAUUUCCACCUAGGUGUUUUGAGAUUGAGCUACAGAGAGGAGGACUAGUAAGCAAAAAUAACAAUGUCCAAAGUCAAACUCACAUAGACUUGCUCCUGUUGCUUAAAAACAAAAAGAUUACCAUUGGCACCCUAACUUCAACUAGUUUAACAAUAGGGGAUGAAUUAAAAACAUGUAAGAGUAUUUUAUAAAACUUGAUGAUGGAGUGUACCUUGGUAUCAAGGGUGAACUUGAAUCAGAGAACCGGAGAAACAUUGUUAUCAACCUAACUACAUAAAUAUCUUACUUGCUUUGGUCAGGGUUUCUCUUUUCAAUUACAUUUAUUGGAAAAUGGCCACUGUGAUUGAUCUCAAGUUUGUAUCCCCUCAAAUAAACUGGAAUCCAUUUGUCUGGA
Molecule: messenger RNA, 6326 nt
Organism: Ictidomys tridecemlineatus (thirteen-lined ground squirrel)
Lineage: Eukaryota; Metazoa; Chordata; Mammalia; Rodentia; Sciuridae
Gene: Trim68
Product: tripartite motif containing 68
Molecular function (GO): protein binding; zinc ion binding
Source: RefSeq, a predicted model, not a curated record